Molecule: messenger RNA, 4054 nt
Organism: Thrips palmi
Lineage: Eukaryota; Metazoa; Arthropoda; Insecta; Thysanoptera; Thripidae
Exons: 6
Coding region: 269-3649 (1126 amino acids)
Molecular function (GO): protein binding
Source: RefSeq, a predicted model, not a curated record
GUGAGGGUUUGGUGUCUUGUUUCUUGGCGGUUGUUAUUGUUGUUGUGUUGACACUUGAAACGCCGGACGCCGGGAAGGGAAGCAACAGUCACCUAGAAGCCGUGUUUGUGUUCUGCUGUCUCGGGACUUCUCCGCCCAGCCUUGGUGGAUCAUGCUCUCGCCAACGGGGACAGUGCUGACGUGAGAGUUUUCGCCUUCUUGCUUGCCGGUGACAAGGAAAAUCUGCAAACGCGUGUCGUCUUGGCUUCGUUGCAGGGUUUGCUGCCCCAUGCGCGACGGCAUGGACCUGUUGAGGCAUCCGCGCGCCGGUGCAUGGGGAGUGGCGGAGGACAGCACGGACUACGAGAAGAAGAGCCUCCUGGCGACGGUAGAGAUCCUGCGCGCGGAGCUGCUGGCUAGAGACGCCCUGGUGGAGAGCCUGCAGCAGGAGGUGAACAUGCUCCACAGCAUCAAGAGGACGAGCCCCGUGGCCGUGGCGCCCAGACAGAAACGCGCGGCAGCGAGGGGCCUGCAGCUGGACGACCUUCCGGACGGCCUGCUGCUGCGCGUGUUCACCUACAUGGACAAGCUCUUCCUGGCCAACGUGAUGAGCGUGGUGUGCAAGCGGUGGCGCGGCCUGGCGCGGGACCCGUCGCUGUGGUGCGACGUGCAGCUGACUUACAGCAACCCUGAGGGUUUAUCGUAUCGCGCCCGUCUGUUCGCGCGUGCCCUGGAGGCGGCCCCUGCCGUGGACACGCUGGAGUGGGGCUUCUCGGAGGCGGACCCGCCAGCGCUGCGCUACGCCGUGGAGAACUGCAACACGGGGGCGAAGCACCUGUGCGUCAACCUGGACAGUGCCGCCCCCGAUGCGGUGCUGCGGCUGCUGUGGACCUCGAGGAGGGUCCUCACCGUCUUCUGCCUCCGCGAGGGACCACUGUCGGCGUCGUACUUCUCGCCCAGUCAGGCCAGCAGGUUCUGGGAGUUGAUCGGGGACGCGCCGCAGCUGCAGUCGCUGGUCCUGUUCCUGAGCCAGCGGAGUGGGCUGGCGUCGUGCAUGCACGCCUUCAGGGCCCUGCCGGCGACGCGCUCCUCCCUGCGCACGCUGUUCGUGGACGUGGGCGUGCUCGACGUGGACGACUCGCACGGCGAGCUGGGCGUGACGCUGCAGCUACUCAUCCGGGCGCACCAGCACACCCUCGUCGACGUGCACCUGCCCAUGCGGGUGGGCACGCCGGGGGCACUGCUGGCCGCGUCACGUUGCCCCGCGCUGCGCGUGGUGAGCACGCCGGCCUCCGCGGACGUGAAGACGCUCAAGAGCGCCCCCAGCCUGCGCGAGCUGAGGCUGACGGUGGGCAAGCCGUUGUUGUCCCACUACUACCUGCUGCAGGACGUGGGCCAGCUCCAGCACCUGACCAAGCUGCGCCUGGUGCAGCUGCCGCCGAGGACUGCUGACGACCUGGGGCUGGCGGCUGGACUGCUGGCCGUGCUGACUCCGCAGUCGGCGCUGCGCGAGCUGGCCAUGACGUGCCUGCCGCCCUCCGCCGCGCUGGACAGGCUGUGCGUGCUGCCGCUGGCCGCCCCGCACCUGGAGGAGCUCAAGGUGCGGCAGUCGUGCGGCGACGCGGCAGACGGGGGGUGCCGCCUGCCCGCCGUGCGCCGCCUGGUGCUCUGCCGCCCCGGCCUGCACGUGGUGCUGGAGAGCGUGGCCGUCUCCGACCGCUGCUGCGACUACCACCGCGACCUGGAGGCUCUCCGGCCUGAAGUGCCUCUCACCUACGUCGGCCACCCCCGGGACGGCUGCUGCGUCGAGCGCCUCAAGUCCGUAGGCACGGUGCUGCUCCUCGCCCCCGAAGGAGCCCGACACACCCAGUGGUGCGAGGUCGCCGCCGACGGCACUGACAUCCCGUGCAGGCCGCUCACCGGCGACGCCUACCCCGCUUCGCUCGAGGAAACGACCCCCUUGGAGGAAAUUACACCCUUGCCCGAGGACGCCCCUCUUUCACCAGACGUCCCUCCUUCACCUUCGAGCACGACCACAGGCUUGAAGGCAUUCUUGGGCCCCAUCAAGGUGUCCAUCCCGUUGUACAAGGUCAACUUCAGCGGCUGUGCCGAAAUCACGGUGAACGACACGUCCAAAGAAAACGUGCUGAUGGUGGCUGAUUCGAACCAAGAUGUCACCGGAGCUGCAAACAGUUGCGGCGAGGCUCCCGUCGACGCAUCAAUGGAGGACUCCAUCCAGACUCCCACCAGGACCUCCAUCCUGGCCGCCAAAGAGGACCCCGGCCCCAUCGACAAGCUUGUCGACGCACCCGUCGACGCCCCCCGGGACACUCCCACGGGCACUCCCACGGACACGCCCACGGACACUUCUGUGGACACUUCUGUGCACACUUCUGUGCACACUUCUGUGCACACCUCUGUCGACACUUCUGUGGACACCCCUGUCGACACUUCUGUGGACACCCCUGUCGACACUUCUGCGGACACCCCAUUCGACGCCCCCGUGGAGGCCUUUGUCCAGACCCCUUUCUCUGCCCCAUUCGCAAUCUGGAACGAGGCCCCCGUCGAAGGCCCCCUUGAGUUGCCUGCAGAGUCGACCGUCGAGGCCUCCUUCGAGUCCCCGCCCCAGAUUCCAAACUAUGCUGCCGUUGGGUUCUGGAACGAGGUUCCCUUCGAGAGGAGCGUCGAAGCAUCACCUGAGGUAUCCGCCGAGACCUCGAUGCAGGAGGCUGAGGACAAGACUAAUGCCCUCCAGCCCAGCAGGCGGAACUCGACAAGAAGUUGUCGGCGGGCUUCGUACAGAGACUGCUACGACUACUGCAGCGCCCAUUACGCGUUCACUCGCAAAAUGAAGGUCGGCAAGCUGGGCAGCACAUCGCGCAGGCCCAAGGCUGCCAAGGCUGGGACGCCAAGUUCGUCAGGUUCGCCCUGCCUGCCUUCCUCGACAGAGUCGCUUGGGUCCUGCCCGGCCACCCCCGAGUCGGUAGCCACGGCCGUCAACCUGAACCACGCCACCCCCGAGCCAGUGGCCCCGGCCGUCAACCUCAACCAGGCCAGCCCCGAGGCCCGCGAGCCGGUGGUGCCGGCCUUCAACCUCAACCACGCCACCCCCGAGCCGGUGGCCCCGGCCGUCAACCUCAACCAUGUCACCCCCGAACCGUUGGCCUCGGCCCUCAACUUCAACCCGGCCACCUUCGAGCCGCUCGACGAUGGCGACGAGCUGCGUGGCUUUGUGGCUCAGCAACCUGUUGCGCUCAGUCCUUCUUCCACCCGGUCCACCCCGACCUAUGCAUUCUUGGGCUUCAAUAAUGAAAGCCCCUCCCCCUCGCCCCCCGACCAGAAAGGCUCCACCUCGUCGGAGGCCCUGCAGGCCGUGCAGGCCGUGCCCUCCCCGUCGUCGACCUUGACCGUCCUCAGCAGCGCCUUUGCCUCGGUGCUCGUCACGGUGCUCCCCGAUAUCCCCUCCUUUGAGGGGGUGCCGUCCGGGGCCUCUAGAGCGCGCUGGCAAAUCGACGCCGAGGGCCACGCUGGCACGACGGACCGCGCGGGCUGUGCCCUGUGCCCGCAUUCUGCGGAGUGGUGCCCCCACCGCGACGAGCUGCGACGCCGGCCCAGCACCGGGGCCAGCUCCGGGCCCAGCCAGGACGAUGACAUGGAGUGCGAGUCCUAGAUUAAUUCGUCCUAGUAUUGUACACUGUUGUGUGGCCGAACUGACUUACGUUACGAAUCAUGAGGCUGUGUUGCCUUUCUACCUCAAGAAUCUUUAAUAAUUGUUAUCAUUAUUAUUUUUUGUUGUUAUUUUUGGCUUGAGGAAAAUGUUUGUUUUCCAUAUCCUGUAUGUCCUGUAUUCUCAAGACAAGCUCGCUGCCCAAUAUUGUCUGUUAGCGGAAAGUUUUGUUUUCCUUAUUCUGAUGUGUGACUUAUAUUCAUUGUUUUGUGGCAAAGUUGAGUGAUUCCUAAGUUAAGCAUGAUGUGUGUAAUUUUUCUUCGUUUUCUUUUUGUAUUAUGGAGGAAACUGGUCUUUCUGUAUCCUUGCACUUUGAGCCUCAAUUAUACAUUGUCUGAAAGCAGCUGA